AUGGAGCGACCCCUUGUGGUCACAGUAUCAGGCAGGCCUCGGUCUCGGAAGGACACGAAGAUGAAGCUGAUUUUGUUAACUGCUGCCAUUUUGGCUUUCGCGCGGGCCGGGGGGUUGCCCACGGAAGAGAUCGAUGACCAGGACACCAGCGCUUCCGUGGAGCAGUUGAAGUUCGACCAAACUGCUGCCCAGUCGAGUCCGAGCAGCUUCUCGCAGUACUACGCGCCCGCGGUUACGCCACCUUACUACACGCCCCCCCCUCAAACUCCACCGAGGCCUUGGAACCCCUCGCCGAGCAACUACAUACCGUCGCAGAGCAACCCGGCUUCGUCCUUCGGCUCUUACGUGCCGUCGAGUACGCCAGCCGCACCAGUGAGCAAUUACGUUCCUACCCAGAGCCCAAUCAGCAAUUAUGUACCGCCCUCGCAAGGCUACUUCCCCGUCCAAAACGACCCGCCCCAGCAGACAUGGAACAACCCCCAGAACAACGUGGGCCCGCAGAACAGUUGGAACAACCCGCAGAACAACGUAGCGCCGCAGAACACUUGGAACAAGCCCCAGAACGUGGCCCCGCAGAACAACUGGAACAAUCCCCAGAAUAACGUGGCCCCCCAGAAUAAUUGGAACAAACCUCAGAACAACGCCCCCGCGCAGAACAAUUGGAACCAACCCCAGAACAACGUACCCGCGCAGAACAAUUGGAAUAACAACAACAAUUGGAACAACUGGAACAAUCAACAGCAACCAGCACCGAGCACAACUACAACAACUACUCCGACUGUUUCGAUUAUUAAAAAUGAACAAUCAUUUGGAGAUAAUGGCAGCUAUAAAUAUGAAUAUCAGAUUGGCGACGGCACGCACGUAGGUGAAGAGGGUUAUUUCACCAACCCGAAGGAAAACGACGAGAGCAUUGUGAAAAAGGGAUGGUAUUCUUUUACCGACAAUAAUGGAAAAGUUUACACAGUCACUUACUGGGCCGACGACUCUGGCUACCAUGCCACUGGAGACCAUCUUCCCACACCACCUCCAGUCCCUCCAGCGAUACAGGCGGCCAUCGAACAAAACGCGAAAGAAGAAGAAGCAGCCAAAGCAGAGGCGGAAAAAAAUAAGCCCCAGCAACCAAAGCCAACUCAAACCCCACAACAGAUUUACUACCCGCAACAGGCACAAAACCCGCAGAAUCUUAAUUAUCCUCCACAGCAUCAACAGGCACAACCAGUUUACUACCCCCCGUCGACUCAAAAACCUGUUCAAACAGUUCAGCAACCUCAGCAAACGGUAUACCCGCAAACGCCUCAGCAGACAGUAUACCCGCAACAAACUGUGUACCCACAGCAACCUCAGCAAACAUAUUAUCCUGCACAACAAAACCAACAACAACAGCAGACAUAUUACCCGCAACAAAAUCAACAACAGACAUACUAUCCGCAAGCGAGCUAUGGUUCUGGCAAA
This is a messenger RNA of Iphiclides podalirius (scarce swallowtail), 1452 nucleotides long. The record is from the annotation of a GenBank genome assembly. NCBI's taxonomy places the organism in Eukaryota, Metazoa, Arthropoda, Insecta, Lepidoptera, Papilionidae.